CUACAUCUUGGAUGGCCAGUGGAUGAACGGCUUCCUGGAGAUUGUGAAGUCCCCACACCGGACCCACGUAAAACCAAACCCAACCAAAGUUUAGAACUGAGCACGUACAGCGCACUACUGCAAGACACAGCGAACAGUCGCUGGAAGGGACAGAGCAGAUCUGUGAGACUGAAGCUCUCCAAAUCUGCACCUCUCCGCUCCUGUGACCAGAGAGAGACUGACAGCUCAACGACUGCUGGGCUGGAGAUGGAUACUAUAUCAGAGCGAAACAUACGGCCUUUACUGGGCUAUGAUUGGAUAGCAGGCCUAGUGGACGCUGAAAGCUCUCUUGAAGAUCGUUCGGAGCAGUUCUUUAGCGAUCUCAGCGGAUUCCGUCUGGCCAAUCGAGACGAGUGCGUCCACAGCUUGUUAUCAGGAUUUCCAUCUGUUGCUGAUCUUGCAUCUUCCUCAUUUGACAGUGACGAGCCGCAGCCACAUACAGACACACAUCAGUGCACAUUCUGCUUCAGAAUAAACAGUCGACUGUUUGCAGUUCCGCUGAACGCACAAGCCGCCUGUCCAGUGUGCAAGAUGCCCAAAUCUGAACACCCUCAUACUGAAAGAGAGCCUGCUUUAAUCAGGGUCAGUAUUCCUCGCUCAACUCUGCUGCCAGUGUACAAAUACAAAGCCCAUCGCCGCAGCAGUUUUGACCCCUCUGACAGCCUGGGUUUGCCCUCGCACUGUUUGUCCGGAUGGUCCAAUCCCACCCUGAACUCUGGCUCUCAGAUGAGCAGUCUGGAUCUGCGGGGCUCCAUGGCAAAACCAGCGCCUACGGGAGGGUCAGCCUCAUCCUGGAUUGACAAUGAACUGGAUUCAUCCUUGCCCAAUGCAUCAAGACAUCGCCAUUCUGACCAGCUUCAAAAUGUGGUUCGUUUUCCACGGUAUCGCUUUCAGCAUUCAGAUCCAAAGAGGCCACAACUCCACGACGCUCUUGAGUGAUUGCAGAAGUUUUGUUCAAAAUAGAUUUACAGAAUUUUCUGGAUUUACUGAAAUGAAUACUUAAGUACACGUUGUUUUUCUGUUUGUGUAAUAAUGGAGCACAUUAAUCAUUUUGUGUGAAUUGUUGGCUUCUGACCAAUGGUAGUGUUUGCUUGUUUUGUGAGCUUUUUAAAAAAAAUUAUUAUUAAAUACAAUUAAUACACACACACACUGUCUCCAAUGUCUGUCAAAACAUUUGUCACAUCGAUGAAUGUAUGAACGAGGCAAUGGCAAAUAAAAGUAUAGUUACAGUAAUUAAUUAUAAUAAUAAAUAAAAACAGUAAU
Molecule: messenger RNA, 1302 nt
Organism: Sinocyclocheilus grahami
Lineage: Eukaryota; Metazoa; Chordata; Actinopteri; Cypriniformes; Cyprinidae
Gene: miip
Product: migration and invasion inhibitory protein
Exons: 9
Biological process (GO): negative regulation of cell migration; negative regulation of G2/M transition of mitotic cell cycle
Source: RefSeq, a predicted model, not a curated record